AUGGCCAGCACCGUAUCGCUACUCCGCCGACUGAUCCUCGAAUCGCCGCCAGGAGAAUGGGCCAUUAACCAGCUGCGCGAGCUCCUCAUCGGUGCCCUGAAGCAGGGCCCCGUCCCCCAGCAUGUCGCCUUCGAAAUGGACGGCAACAGACGUUACGCUCGUACCCACCGAAUGGAAACAGUCGAGGGUCAUCACCGCGGCUUUGAAGCACUUGCCAGGAUUAUGGAAAUAUGUUACAAGUGUGGCGUCAAGGUCGUCACUGUAUAUGCCUUUAGCAUUGAAAACUUCAAUCGUCCCAAAUACGAGGUCGAGGGUCUCAUGCAGCUUGCCAAGGUCAAGCUUGAGCAGCUUACUACGUAUGGAGACAUCCUGGAUCGCUAUGGCGCCUGUGUGCGCGUCCUCGGCCAGCGUGACAUGAUUCGCGACGAUGUCCUGCAAGUGGUUGACAAGGCAGUCGCCCGAACAAAGCACAAUAACAAGGCCGUGUUGAACAUCUGCUUUCCCUACACUUCUCGAGCCGAAAUUACAACCGCGAUCCGCGAGACCGUCCAAGACUUCCUCACUCCUCCUCCUCCCAAGAACACUCCUUUCUCGCCUUCACGUAUCCGACAAAAGGUCCUCUCUUCCCAGUAUGACGACCGGGACACGCUUCCGACCAUCCGCGAUGCUUCACCAGACCACCGUGCCGAGGGCGACGCCGAAAAGGAUGUGGACGGCGACACGGGCGACUCCUCUUCGACGCUCCUGCCCGACUCACCCCAGCCUCGUGUCCGCGCAAGAAAAAGCUCGACCGACUCUCUCCCCAAUCCCGAGUCCAUCACGACUGAUACUCUGGACAGCCACAUGUACACCUCGCUCGAUCCGCCUCUGGACGUCUUUGUCCGCACCAGUGGUGUGGAGCGUCUCAGUGACUUUAUGCUCUGGCAAUGCCAUCAAGAUACGCACAUCUUCUUCCUCAAGUGCUUCUGGCCAGAUUUUGACCUGCAGCACUUUGUGUGGGUUCUACUGGAGUGGCAGUGGAGGCAGAAGCAAAAGGCGAGGGACGGCUCGGUGCAGAUCAAGGGCAACAAGGUCCGCCGGGCGAUGGAAUAG
Akanthomyces muscarius is the source of this 1092-nucleotide messenger RNA. RefSeq lists its product as uncharacterized. The transcript is spliced from 3 exons. Gene Ontology annotation, cellular component: endoplasmic reticulum; dehydrodolichyl diphosphate synthase complex; membrane. Gene Ontology annotation, molecular function: ditrans,polycis-polyprenyl diphosphate synthase [(2E,6E)-farnesyl diphosphate specific] activity. The coding region runs from base 1 to 1092 and encodes 363 amino acids. Lineage: Eukaryota; Fungi; Ascomycota; Sordariomycetes; Hypocreales; Cordycipitaceae. The record is from RefSeq and is a predicted model, not a curated record.